Molecule: messenger RNA, 2799 nt
Organism: Linum trigynum
Lineage: Eukaryota; Viridiplantae; Streptophyta; Magnoliopsida; Malpighiales; Linaceae
Source: the annotation of a GenBank genome assembly
CCUCGUCUCUGCCCCUCCUAGGCCCCUACCUCUCCCUUUUCAACGAACAGAAGGAAGUGCAGAGAGAUCGUCACUACGAAACCCUAACCCUAGCGUUUCUUCCGUCUUGAACAGACAUCGAUAACCCCGACCGAUGUCGAUUCCGCCGCCGUCCUCGGCCUCCUCUGCUUCGCAAUUCACCUACUCAGCUCCGUCGACGUCCUCGACCCAAACGAACAGUUCGUAUUUCCCUACGCCAUUUCAUCUCCAGCAGCAAUACGUUGUUGCGGCCCCGCCUGCCCCAGCCCCAGCCCCAGCCCCAGCUCCGCCUGCUGUUGGUUCCGUCUACACGGCCCCCGCUGGUCCCGUUUACUCUAUCCCCCAAUUCCAGCAGGCUCAGCAGCUGUUCCAGAGAGAUGCACAAACGAUUACGCCGGAAGCACUUGAAGGUGUGAAGGCUGCACUUGCAAGCAGCGAGAGUGAACACAAAGCGGAAACAAAGAAGAGAGCUGUUCCCCGGAAAGCUGCUGGUCAGUCUUGGGAAGAUCCCACUCUGGCAGAGUGGCCUGAGAAUGAUUAUAGGCUAUUUUGUGGCGAUCUGGGUAACGAGGUGAAUGAUGACGUUAUCUCAAAGGCAUUUUCCAGGUUCCCUUCCUUCAACAUGGCCAAGGUCGUGAGAGACAAGCGAACUGGGAAGACAAAGGGCUAUGGAUUUGUGAGCUUUUCUAAUCCUACAGACCUUGCUGCAGCUUUAAAGGAGAUGAAUGGUAAAUAUGUUGGCAAUCGUCCCAUCAAACUACGCAAAAGCAACUGGAAGGAGAGGACAGACUACGAUGCAUUAGGGAGACCCAAGAGCCACCAUCAGAAGAAGCCCAAGGCUCCAAAGAAGAGUGUACUGCACAAGUAAAAACAUUCUGCGUACCCAGCUGUUGAGUGUUUUGGUUUCGAUUCUGCUGGUUAUGUGCCCUCCUAUUGUACAAUUUGUGAAGCAACUUUUUGCUAAUUGCAACAAUGCAAGUAAAUAACGGGUAUAAGCUGCUCGUUCUCUAUUAGCAUUUGUUGAAAGUUGAUAAUGACGAGAAAUUAUAUUUUUCUGACAAAUGAAUUUUGGUAGUAGAUGGAUGUCACCCUAACUAAAUGUAAUGUAUCGCUGUACAUCAGCCAAACCAAAAUAAAAAGCCCGACAAGUAAAGGUAACAGGGGCAAUCAAUUUUAUUCUUUUGAGCAAAAACUUUAAAGAAGCAGAAGCAGGAGCAGAUCCUUGUACUUCUCUGUAUUUGCUUCACUAAUUAAACAUUUAAACUGCUCGAAAUGCUUAUUGUUAGACUCUUAAGUAGGCAAUUUGUACAUCAACCCAAUCAACAACCACAUCCCGUCCAUAUUUUCCCUCCUCUCCCACGAACACUUUGCACCAAACUCUCAUUCCAUUUUUCUUGAGCAGAUUCACAUCAGUUGAGCUUUUCAUCACUUAAUUUCAAGGUUAGUGCCUACAUGUUCAUUCUUGCUUGUGAGAAACUUGAGAUUUUUUGGGUUCCAAAGUAGGUUAGGGUUGAAGUGAGGAUGAGAUAGGUAAUGAGCGAAAUCUCAUUCUUUUAGGGGGGUGUGUGAAAGGGGCUCAUUCUUGCACUUCAUAAGCUUAUCUUGCAUACCCACCAGAUGUUUGAUGAAAUGCCCAGAGUAUGCGACUCGUUGCUCUUUUGGGGGCAACUCUUGUUGUUGCCAUAUGCUCUUACUGAGUAACUUUCGAGGCUAAUCUUCUUACUCAUUUGGGCAUUAUUAUUUUCCAAGUGCGGGGGUAUGGCUUGAGUAAGCUACUAUUGCCAAUUAUGGCUUAGCCCUAUAGCUGCAGUAUCUUGAUUUGUUAGCUAUCAUCUCAGGAUGGGGAAGUCCAAAGCUGUUCCAAAAUCGUCGACCAUCCAUUUCUUCAAUUUUCGAACAAGCUCAGAAGGCUUACAAUUUCUAUGUGAACCUUCUAUUGGGGGAGCAUUAUUAUGUUGAUUGGGCUAUGCUAGAGAGGCUUGGGGACAUAGGCUGGAUUGCUAUCCUGGAAGCAAUGGACCAAUCUUUGCCGAGACUACCCCCAGGUUUUCUCCAUUCCCCAUCUGGUCAAGCAUUACAUGAUGAGCAUGUUACCAUUAUAAAUAUGAAUCCAGCAAGACUAAGGAGUAAGGAGACAUCUCUUCAAUAUGAAUGGAUGAUGAUUCACAGCAUUCUAUCCCAUUUAGUUUUGCCCAAGGAAAAGAGCUCCGAAAAUUUCACCAAGAGGGAUGUGAAGAUGCACUACUCUAUGCCACUGAGCAUCGACUUCACCUGGGUUUGGUCGUCAUUAAGACAUUCACCGAGAAUGUAUACAACUCGACAUCAAGACCAUCUACGGGAGGCCUUAUAUCGCACGGUAAGGUCACUAUUUGGCAAUCGAUCAUGUUUCUAUCCGAUGCACAGCGAUAGGCACCACCAUCCCUCAAUCCUGCUCAACAAGUACCAGUAACCCAACCAUCUCUACAAAGCAACAUGUCAGUUGGAGCAGGGUCUUCUGCAGACUGCAGUCCCCUAUUCGACUCAUUGGAGAUUGUAACAAGUUAGAACGUUACUCUUAUAUCUCAGAAUGCUCAGCUCCUCUCCUCCUUUAGAGGACUUCAACUUCCGACUCAAUUGAGACAGGGAUGCCAGGAGGAAUCUUGUAGCCUCGAACUGUCCCUUGUUACUUCACUUGGGUAUCCACUACAAGACUGUGCAUCCACCCUUUGUACUAUCACCUCCUUCAGAUGGUGAUGAUCUCGACUAGGAAGGCAUAGAGGUCGAUAAAGAGGAGCAAAAUGA